Molecule: messenger RNA, 364 nt
Organism: Periconia digitata
Lineage: Eukaryota; Fungi; Ascomycota; Dothideomycetes; Pleosporales; Periconiaceae
Source: the annotation of a GenBank genome assembly
AUAAAGUGGAACGGUUCCCGCAGCGUUCGUAUGAUGGAACCUGUAUGCAGUUGCUCGCGUCAUCACUAUCACGAGAUGCCAUUGCCGGCUAGUGGUCAUGCAGCUUCUAGCCAUUGUGAGGUUUGGGGCAUUGCAUGAGUGUCCCCAGUAGCCGUUGCAGGACAAUGGGUUCGGAAUCCACAUGACCGCUCUCGAAAACCCAACCGAUCGAGAGCAAGCUGUCGAAUACACUUUACUCGCGCCCUGCUUCUCAAUAUUUUCUUCGAGGUUCAGCAAAGUUUCCAUGCUUGUCUUCAGUCUGAAACUGAUUGUCAUGGUAUUUCUCAACGUGCUUAAACUGACAGUAUUGAUAGCCUUUUCCUAA